AUGGACUUGAUACGACGUUAUCGAUUUGCUUAUUUAGUUUUUUUAAUACUUCCAUAUUUAUUUAUUAUAUAUUCAUAUUUUUUUAAAUCGUCAUCAUCAUCAUCAUCAUCAAUCAACAAUUCAAUGCAAAUAAAACAAUCGUCUCGUGUACUAAAAUCAAUUGAUGUUGAACGAGUCUUAGUUAUUUAUGUUUUGGCUGAUACAGAUGUACAGGCAGUUGGUAAUCUUCAAUUUUUUAUUCGUUAUGGUGUUCAUCCAUCACAACCAGCUGAUUAUUAUUUUAUUUUACAACAAGUUAAUAACAAAACAGUGAAUGAAUCUCGUUUACCAAUACUUCCAUCCAAUGCACAUUAUAUUCAACACAUAAAUGAAUGUUAUGAUUUUGGUACAAUUGGAUGGUUUCUGUCACAGAAUAUAACAAAUACAACUUUAUAUAAAUAUUUUAUUUUUAUGAAUGCAUCGGUACGUGGACCAUUUUUCGCUACUUAUUUUGAUAGUGAUGCCGUAUGGUGGUUUACAAUAUUUACUAAACGUUUAAAUGAUGAUAUAAAACUUGUUGGUUGCACAAUAAGUUGUGCACAUAGUCCACAUGUGCAAAGUUAUUUGUUAGUUACUGAUCAAAUCGGUUUUGCAAUAUUAAUUGAUAAAAAAAAUAAAGUAUUUAAUUGUAAAAAUGGUUAUAAUGAUGCUAUUGUUAACGGUGAAAUAGCUACUAGUCAACUUAUUCUUCAUGCUAAUUAUCAAAUAGCAUCAUUACAAACAAAAUAUCAAGGUUGGGAUUUUCGUAAUAAAGAAAAUUGGGGUUGUAGUAAUAAAGUUAGUCCGAUUUUUCUUGAUCGUGCCGUUGAUGGCAUUUCGCAUGAUCCUUAUGAACUUGUAUUUGUCAAGUAUAAAGGAUUACCACCAUUUGAUACCGAUCUGGAAAGACGUGCAUUGAUCUAUCAAAAAUGGUUGGACGAGCGUCCAAAAACAAAAGAAAGAAAUCGAACAGCUAUAAAAUAA
This is a messenger RNA of Rotaria sp. Silwood2, 1002 nucleotides long. The record is from the annotation of a GenBank genome assembly. NCBI's taxonomy places the organism in Eukaryota, Metazoa, Rotifera, Eurotatoria, Philodinida, Philodinidae.